AUGUUCCUCCAACCUCGGGUUGAUCCUUCCCUUGGCCUCACUAGCUCUUUCUGGAGAAACAACAAUCUCGAUCAUCAGCCAGCAGCUCAUCAACCACAAAAUGGAGGAUUUGUAUUCGGCGAGCACCAAAACAGUGGGAUCCAGGAACUCUACCAGAGGCUCAGGUCCUCAUCUUCAGCCAACUAUUGCAGUGACGACUCGUCAUCGCUGUUUCUAAGCAACAUGGCUUCUUCUUCUUUAUCAUCAUCUUCCUCUGUAGCCAUUGUAGAGUCAACUCAAGCUAAUGGGAGUGGAAUUGGAUUGGGGUACUGGAACCAACCUCUUUUCUGGUCUGAUCUUCCCACGACCAAUGGAGAAUCUAUCAUCUUGGUAAACUCGGAAGUUAAUCUAGGGUUUCAGAUUUGAGGUAUAAUAAGAAGUGAACAUAGUGGGGGCGCGUGUGGUGGGUAGCAUAUGCAAAAGAUUUUGUUUGUUGCGAGAAAUCGAUGAAUGUAAAGUUAAAGCAGCCUUUGGAAAAGAGUUUCCUCAAACAGCUUAUUAGAUUAUUGUAAGAAUCUCAUCCUGCAGCCUUAUGACAUGGAAGUGUGAAGACUGAAGACUGAAGACGUACUA
Neltuma alba is the source of this 612-nucleotide messenger RNA. RefSeq lists its product as uncharacterized. Lineage: Eukaryota; Viridiplantae; Streptophyta; Magnoliopsida; Fabales; Fabaceae. The transcript has 2 exons. The record is from RefSeq and is a predicted model, not a curated record. Bases 1 to 405 code for a protein of 134 amino acids.